AUGCAGGUCGUCGCCGCUCUGCUUCUCCUUGUAGGAGCAUUGGGCCUUCUCGCCAGAUUCGUCCGGUCCUAUCUUCAUCUGGCUUCAAUUCCUGGCCCAUUUCUCGCCCGGUUCUCUGACCUUUGGCGCUUUCGUGCUCAGAAUUCCCCGGGGUACUCGGCCAAACUGGUCCAACUUCACCAGAAAUACGGGUAUCUUGUGCGGAUAGGGCCAAAUCACAUCAGCAUCAGCGAUCCGGAUGCCGUGCCCGUCGUGUAUAGCACCAAACCGGUCUGGGUCAAGGCGUCGUCGUAUAACGCCGCCGCACCCGUCAGUCAAGGACGCGCCGUGCCCAGCAUCAUCGCCAUGAGUGAAAUCCAGCACUCGGCAGUGCGCAGAUCGGUCGGCAGUGCCUUCACCACGAACUCACUCCUCGAUUACGAGGCGUCGAUCGAAGCGUCGGGCAAGGACCUACUCACAUGUCUGGCAGAGCAGCCAACCACAGACAUCUCACAGCAACUGCAGCUGUUUGCCAUCGACGUCUUGAUGCGCAUGGCCUUCAGCGAGUCGCUGGGGUUCAUGCAAAAAGGAGGCGAUGUCGAAGGCCUUCUCGCCGCCAUCAUUGCCCGCUUCGAUCACUGGGGCCACUGGGCAGCCAUGCCGGGCCCCGACUACUUCUUUUUCAAGGCACCAUGGACCUCCCUGUUCAGGAAGCAAGCUGACAGCCCGCUGGCCCGGGUGAGCCUGGCAAAGCUCAAGGCCCGACCCGCCUCCAAGAGUGUGCUGGAUCUGGAGAAGAAGGAUCUGCUGCAGAAAUUUCUCGAUGGACAGGCCAAGCACCCGGAUCUCUUGCCUCAGGAUUCCGUUCUCGGUAUCAUCAUGUCGACCAUCGGGGCGGGAGCCGACACCACGGCGGGGACCCUGACCUAUACGUUCUACCUGCUUUGCAAGCAUCCGGUCGCUCGGGACAGCCUGGAAAAGGAGCUCGAGCAGGCCGUGGACAACGGGAUCAUGUCGAACCCGCCCCUGUGGCACGACGUGCACCGACUGCCCUAUCUCGACGCCGUGCUCAAGGAGUCGAUGCGGUUGUUUCCCAUUGCGGCCUGGGGCUUGGACCGCGUCGUGCCCCCUGGAGGCGCCACCAUCGCCGGUAAAUACAUUCCGGCAGGGACAGUGGUCGGCUGCCAGAUCGACGCGGUCCAUUUGGACAAGGAGGUCUAUGGUCACGAUGCCGCCAAAUUCCGACCAGAACGGUGGCUGGAGGCAUCUGAGGAGCAGAGGCGACGCAUGGACCGCGCCUUCAUCGCCUUCAGUGCCGGCAAGCGGAUUUGUAUGGGCAUCCACAUAGCCUGGCUGGAGUUGAAGAAGGUCGUGCCGCUUAUCAUGCUGCAUUUUCGUAUGGACCUUCUCAAUCCCGACCAAGCCCUGGAGGAUGAAAUCCGCGUCAGCGCGGUCAAGUAUCCUCCUCCCAUCUGGAUGCGUCUUCACAAGAAGUAG
This is a messenger RNA of Capronia epimyces CBS 606.96, 1476 nucleotides long. RefSeq lists its product as uncharacterized. NCBI's taxonomy places the organism in Eukaryota, Fungi, Ascomycota, Eurotiomycetes, Chaetothyriales, Herpotrichiellaceae. Gene Ontology annotation, molecular function: heme binding; monooxygenase activity; oxidoreductase activity, acting on paired donors, with incorporation or reduction of molecular oxygen. Bases 1 to 1476 code for a protein of 491 amino acids. The record is from RefSeq and is a predicted model, not a curated record. The transcript is spliced from 3 exons.